Colletotrichum higginsianum IMI 349063 is the source of this 4755-nucleotide messenger RNA. RefSeq lists its product as uncharacterized. NCBI's taxonomy places the organism in Eukaryota, Fungi, Ascomycota, Sordariomycetes, Glomerellales, Glomerellaceae. The transcript has 8 exons. The coding region runs from base 1 to 4755 and encodes 1584 amino acids. The record is from RefSeq and is a predicted model, not a curated record.
AUGCAAACUGCCUGCGGCAGCGAUGGCAGCGGCCUACGGGCCGACACGAAAGCGGCUGUUGACCGAUAUGUCCGCUGGUGGGGCGCCCUAGGAAAGGGCCAGUUCUACUGCUGCGACGAGGAUCACUCCAAGGUCCUCCGCGCCACGCACAAAGGUGGCCUCGGGGCGGCCAAGGGGGGGCAGAACAUCCAAGAGGGGGCUGACGUCAAGGCGCACCGGCAGGUGACGGACCAUCUCCGACACCAGCACGACGUGCACGUCCAGCCGGACGAGGUUGGCCCCUUAGCGGCCUACCUGGCCGCGGAGGUGGCACAGGUCCCGGUAGAGGACUUGGAUGGUCGCGCGCUUGAGGGGCUUCCCGGCCUCGACGUCUCCCUUGGCCGGCCGCGGAUGGAUCUCCGGUCCACGAGAGGCAAGAGGCAGCCGACGGCGGCCGUUGUGCAGCGGUGUUUCUGCCUCUUGUGCUACCCGGACGAGAGCCUGUGGGCGUGGAAGGACGGCAUGUCGGGUGAAGAAAUGCAGGCCCACCUAGCGGCCAGCCACCCUCGGUGUGAGGGCGCCAAGUACCGAACAAUCCACCUGCAAAAGGUCCUCGAGUCGACAAGGGUUGGCGGUUCCAACCUUCCGAGCAAGUUCGUCAGGGUCGACGCACCGGAGACGGUGGAUCCGCCGGCGGCCGAGCCGGCGACAGAGGGGGCGGGCCAACAAGGGGCGGCGGCGGCAGCGGCAGAUGAAGAGGCUGCGUGGAGGGCGCUGAGGGACCGUUGCCGCGUCGUGCAACCGACAGUGGUCUUCGGCGACACGGCGGCUGCAGUUGACGUCCCCUACCGAUUCGCCACGCUUCUUGGCAUGGACACGCACUUCUUGAACGGAGUCGACCUGGCGGCUUUCCAGAAGCUCAAGGCGAGGAGGGAAAUGCCUGGCGACCACGCGGUGGUCGCGCUGUUCCUCGCGAACUUCGACGUCCUUGGGGCUGCCUACUUCAGGGGCAUUGCCCUCCUCCACCAGGACCACAAACGCGACAUGGGCAAGAUUGCCGGACGCAGCUCCGGGGGCGCCGCGAAGGCCAAGGGGGCGUUCCCCAUGCAGGACAGCACCAUCGUGUCGUAUCUCGAGAACUGGCGCGAGGUUCUUGUCUACCUCCUCCGGCGAUUCCUCAUCCACACCCGCAAGAUGACAUACGACGCCGGCCACCUGCCUCGAAUCGACUGGUCGACGCAGGAGACGCAGCUGCCGUUGGAGAUAUCGACGACGAUUAUGCCAACCGUCUUCCCGCGGCGAUCGGUGCUCGACGCCUUCAUUGACCUGGUCUGUUUUGCGGAGGCGAGGCUGGAGACGCCGGCUGCCGACGCCGGCGCGGCAGGCUGGCUAGACAAACUGCUGACUGUCAGUCUUGCCCUUUCCGAGGACAUUGUUGCAGGCGACAAGUUCGCCUGCGCGCUAGUGGGUGCCACCGCGGCGUCGUGCACGCGGGCCGACGGCGUCAAACACCCAACGGUUGCUAGUAAGGGCAUCUCGGGCAUCAUUGCCUGCGUCAAGGCGACGUUUGUUGCCUGGAGCCACAGGGAAUCGGCGCUGUGGAGCACCGGGGCCGACUGGGACUUUGCCUACACCAUGUUUGCACGGCCCUACUUCGCCUACUUCAGCACCCGCCCGGGCGCGCUGACGAGCCGGCCGGGUUCCUACGUCCCGAUCACGGCGCUCGCUUGCCUGUAUGAGUGCCGCAACGUCGGCAUCGAGGAGAGCUUCAACACGGCCGGACUGACGACGACUGCGUUGCGGGACGGCGGCCAGACGGCCAUCCACGGCGCCAACAGCGAGCUGAACAUCCACGACUUCCGGGCCGCCAACGGGCAGCAGAUCGCGCGCCUGCACCGGUGCCUCGUCGACCUGCUGCUGCUGGACGCGGCCGGGCUCCCCGAGCAGGCCUCGGUGCCUGCGAUGCAGGCCUUUAUCGACAACGACGUCCCGUUCCCCGACAUUACCGACGACUGGACGGACCGGGAGUCCGGCACCUCGGCCUACACCCAGACCUUUGGCAAGGACGGACCGCCUCUGCUGUUGGACCGGGUAUGGGACGGGGACCGGAGGCGCGCGUGGACGACGCCCGACCGGGUCUCGGGCGGCGUGCGCUUCCGGCAGGACGCUACCGCGGCCUAUUUCCGCCAGGUGCACGCCUUCCUCGGCGACCUCCUCGUCACGGCGUUCCUUCUGGCCGGCGUCCAGAGCCGCGGGACGGAGUUUCUGACCAUGCGCCACACGAACACGCCGCAGCACGGGCAGCGGAACCUCUUCUGGUUCGGCAACAUGUGCCAGUGGGGUGCCGAGAUCCGGUACCAUAAGGGCGAUAACGACACGGAGGCCGGCGACUCCGCGUGGCAUUUCUUCCCUCCUCACCUCUCCUACGUUAUAUCAUACUACCUUCUAUAUGUGCAGCCCUUCACGCAGGUCCUCAUCCAGGAGAUGGCGGGCGGCGCAACCGUCGACCACAGCCCGUUUCUGUGUGGCACGGCGCCGGACGCCCAGAGGUCGAGAGUGUUGGCCGGAGAGAUCCGGCGCAUGAUGGACCGCGUGCCGCCGUCCGACUUGAUGCAGGCGCUGGCUGGCUGCUCCGGGGCGGCCAGGGCGGCGGUGGCACAAGAGGAGAUGGGCGACGACUACGCGGACGACGACGGCGACGAGAGCCGCCUGGACGGGGAGUACGCCUACGACAAGGCCGAUCCGUCCAACGCCCGGCUGGGGCAUUGCUGGCCACGACGGCCAGGCGGGGAAGACGACGGCGACAUGCUUGGCCAGCUCGAGACGCUGUGCCGGACGCUUCGUGGGCUGGCUAGGGACAGCGCGAUGGCCGACGCUGUGGACGCCGGCGAUGGCGGGUCUCUGGCCGGCAUCACGAUCGGUUCCGGUACCGGGCUGGUGACGUCGCUGUGGGAGACGGCGGCGCCCCAGCAGGUCCCGCCCCGCCGGGCGUCGGCUGGGCCUUCCGACUUUUCGCCCGGGUUCUGGAACAACCGCAAGUUCUACAUCGAGCUGGCCCGCUUCUUCGAGCGCCGGCUGGGGACGAAGAUUGGCAUUGCGAGCCUGCGACAUAUCAUGGAGAUAUGGGCCCGCCACCUGACCGAGGGCCUACGGGAGGACGCGGCCAGCCUGUCGACGGUGCAGGGCAUGACUGACUGCCUGCUGGGAGCCAUGCACGAGCAGGCCGGCCACAGCGACCGGACGGCGGCGAUUAAGUAUGCCCUGAGCCAACCUUUUCUACACUGGGGCCGCGGCCGGGAGAAGAUUGGCAGGCACGCCAGGGCUUCCAUGGUCAUGCAUGCCUUCCUGCUGAGCGACGACAUGGUCGGGCGGCCUAUGACGCCGACCCUGCUGACGAGGCUCUCGGAGUCCCCUAACGACCUUGGGGCUGAGGCGGAUGCUGGGCGGCUAAGGGCGCUGUUGACGAGCCGGGAUGCGGUUGUGCAGAUGAACCGGCUCUGCGCCGGCGACAGGGCUGUCAAUGACCAGCCCCUGGCGUUUCUCCAGGCCUGCUGCGGUGAAGCGACCCUGCUGCCGGCCCCCCACAAUGCCAGCCUUGACCCGCCCGAUGGCCGGGGCCCGCAGCGGCACGUGGACGCCGUCUUCCGAGCCUCGGUGGAGAGGAGCAACCUGUCCUACCGGGUGAGGACCUACCGCGCCCUGCAUGACCUGGUUGACAGCCUGGCAUGCGAGAUCACUACCCGAAACACAGUGACAGGCCACCUGCCACAGCCGCCUAAGACGAUUGUGCUGCUGUUUAUGGACGUAGCCAGCGCGACGGUGGUGGCUGACGGCCUCGGCUGCGUGCUGGUGUGCGCCGCCCAUCACUACAAGGGCGACCGGCGUCGGCAAGACGCGGUCCGCCAGGCCCUGCAGGAGUACGAGGAUGCGCCAGAUGCCUACGCGACCGCGACUGCGACGGCGCCGGCAGGCAGGGUGGCGCCGGAGAUGGCGGCAGCGUGGCGGCUUGAGGACGUGCCAUGCCUUGUUGGGACGAGUGUGAUUGGCGAGUUGCAGGACGUCGGCGCCGACGCCGUCAUCUGCGUGCAGGGCUUCCCCAUUGGCGCGACGACGCUUGACCAGGGCUUUGGCCGUGGCGCAAGGGACGGGAGGCCCGGCACGGCGACAUGCUUCUAUAAGCAGGGCGAUGCCGAUGACGCAUUGAUUGCCCCAGCGCGCCACGCCGGUGCGGACGUCACAGCUGACGAGGUAGGCAUGGCGGAGACCCGGGAGAGUAAGGCAGUAGUGGCCCAGUUCCUGUCGACGUCGCAGUGUCGAAGGGUGCCGCUGGCGACAUACUUCAACUGGGCCAGCCGUCGCACGAGGUGCGACAGCCUGACGGGUGACCUGCUGUGCGAUCUCUGCGAGGACAGGAAAAACGACAGAGCUGCAGCAGACACCACUGACGCAGAAGGAGCAGGGCGUGCAACGCCUGCCCGGCCCACUGUCCACCGGGCGCCGCCAACUCUGCCUGCCGACCCCGCCGGGCCAAGACGGAAACUGCUGGCUGGGUGGCAGCAGACGGGCGGUGGGGCCGACCGGCGAAAACGCGUGAGACGGCUGGACAGAGAUGACGCAGCAGCGCGGCCCAAGAAGGCGCCGCCGCAGACCAUGACGCCCUCACAGGAGGCACACCGCCAUCAUCGGCUACCAGGAGACGAGACUUCAGCCAGAGGACCUCGCAGCCACACCCUUGCACCGGCGUCGUCUCGAGCGAGAGCACUACUCUACAGGUAG